UCCCGGCCUCGCUGCGCAGCAGCCGGCGAUCUCGGGCCGGCCCGCUCCCCGAGCCGAGCGCUCCCCGGCCCGCUCUGCGCUCCCUGGCUCGGUUCCCCGCGCCCUGCUCCCUGCGCCCCGCUCCCCGCGCCCCGCGCCGCCGGCGCGCCAUGGCGCCCAGCAGCCUUCUCUGCGCGCAGUGCGCCUGCUACGUCCUGGCCUUCCUGUUCAGCUUCGCGGUGGUGGUGCCCCUGUCCGAGAACGGCCGCGACUUCCGCGGGCGCUGCCUGCUGUUCACCGAGGGCAUGUGGCUGAGCGCCAACCUGACCGUGCACGAGCGCGAGCGCUUCACGGUGCAGGAGUGGGGCCCCCCGGCCGCCUGCCGCUUCGGCCUGCUGGCCGGCCUGCUCUCGCUGCUGCUGGCCGCCGCCCACGCCUGGCGCGCGCUCUUCUUCCUCUGCAAAGGACACGAGGGCUCCUUCUUCCACGCCUUCCUGAGCCUGCUGGUCAGCGCCUGCGUGGUCUUCCUCGUCUUCAUCGCCGGCACCAUCGUGAGCGUGGGCUUCACCAUGUGGUGUGACACCGUCACCGAGAAGGGCACCGUGCCCCACAGCUGCGAAGAGCUCCAGGACAUCGACUUGGAGCUGAGUGUGGACAACUCUGCCUUCUACGAUCAAUUUGCGAUUGCCCAGUUCGGCCUCUGGGCUGCCUGGCUGGCGUGGCUGGCCGUCGCCACGCUGGCCUUCCUGAAGGUCUACCACAACUACCGCCAGGAGGACCUGCUGGACAGCCUGGUGCACGAGAAGGAGCUGCUGCUGGCCCGGCCGUCCCCGCGCGGGGCCUUCCAGGAGGAGAAGAGCGCCGUCAUCUAGGGGCGGGGGCCAGGCCCAGGCCCCACUGCGCCCAGAGCCCUAGGCCAGUCUUGGGGAGCGGCUGGGGGCUCUGCCUGGGUCCCACCCCGCCACGUGCAGCUCUGCACGUGUUCCCUGCUGCCGCGUGUGGUGAGGCGAGCCUGACAGCUGACUGGGGGUGCCGGCUUCACGACCGGGAUGGCACAGAGACCAUGGACACCUCCGGGCCUGUGUAGUGCCUCACACCUGGCCCGGUGGGACCUGGCCCCCGAGCCGGGCAGAGGGCUCCUAGCUGGUCUCUCAGACCCCUCUGGCCACCCGCUUGAUGGGGAACUGCCCCUCUGGGCCCUGGCCCCACGGCGGCUUGCCCAGGAGGUGGCCAGAUGUCUGUCCCAUUACCUGUUCCUGAACUCGUGUGUGGGACACGAAUUCAACUGACACCUGUGACUUGGGCCAGAGGCCCGAGUUUGGGAAGGAGCUUGCGGCACCUCCAGCCUUGGCCGCAGGCAGCCCCCUCCCCGGGCUGAGUCCCCUCCGGGGUGGGUGCCAGCCCUGGUGGCCAGGCCUGGUCUCAGCAUUGAAGAUGCAGGGACAUGGUGUCUGUGGCGGCAGGUGGUGGCUGUGGGCACGGAGGCUCCUUCAGUGGCCUCCUCUGUUCUCUGCCGCAGGACUGGGAGUGUGCGGCCCGGCUCCCAGAGGCUUGCCCGUGUGUGGGCCCGCCCGAGCUUGGUGGGGAGGGUGGAGGCGGGGGUGUGGGCUCCGCAGAGUGGGGACGUCAUUUGUAAGGGAUGAGAGGGGCACACAUGCCACACAUGGAGGAUGGGGCCAGGUGCCAUGGCAGGUAUCUGUGCAUGCAAGUGAGCAUGGGAGGAUGUGACUGGUGAUGAUGUUUGCAUG
Messenger RNA from Microcebus murinus (gray mouse lemur), 1727 nucleotides. RefSeq names its product transmembrane protein 179 (gene TMEM179). NCBI's taxonomy places the organism in Eukaryota, Metazoa, Chordata, Mammalia, Primates, Cheirogaleidae. The record is from RefSeq and is a predicted model, not a curated record.